AUGACCCGGCCGGCCGCGCGCCUGGCGCUGGUUCUCCUGUCUUGCGUUGUAUGGAUGUUAUACAGCUGCGCAGACGGAUCAAUCAAGGCAUGUGACAACGGAUGGACUCUUCACGGCUCCCACUGCUACAAGAAGGCCGGGACAACCAACGGUUGGCAGGGGGCUCGUUACGACUGCGCCUUAGAGGGCGGCGACCUUGUUUCCAUCACCGACGAGACCGUGGAAGACUUUGUGAAGGGGCAGAUGGGCGACAAGGCGUUCUGGAUCGGACUCUCCAAUCUGAACUGCGAUGAGGAUUGGUGUGAAUUUGCGGGAGCAAAGGAGCUGACUUGGUCCAACUCCAGUAUGACGCCGGACUACACCAACUGGGACACGCGUCAAAACGGAGGCUCCAACGUUGAGUCCUGCGCCUACGUCAACCAAGGUGUGCAGGACAACAGUCAGCCUGGCAAGUGGAGACAUGGAUCGUGCGGAUCCUCACUGGCGUACAUGUGCGAGCGGCCGCUCGACGCCUGCUCGAAUGGACGUACCUGUUUCCACAAAGAAUCUGCUUCCAUUUACUAUCAACUGGAGACUUCCUUCUGCGACUCUGGCGACUUCCUGUACAACGACUCGUGUUACCAUUUUGGGAAGACACGUACAACCUGGCAACCGGCUGAGGAUUUCUGCAAGAACAAGGGAGGUCACCUGGCCAGCCUCCACUCACAGGUUGACGGACAAUUUUUGGCUGCUCACAUGCGACAAUCUCAUUGGAAUUGGCUGGGACUCAAGAGGAACAAUGGCAAAUAUGAGUGGAGCGACGGAUCAUCCACAAAUGAUGUCCCGUGGUAUCCAGGAGGCAAAGGUAACGACUGCGCCCAAUUGGUUCGCGCUGGUCAACUUUACACGUAUUCUUGCAGUGAGGUUUACCCACCCAUCUGUCAAAAAGGCAAGGCCAGAAAUUCCUUCGAGUUUCGUCUGGCGCCGACAUCAGAAUCAGGACCAAUCAUUCCUGAGCCAACAUGUAACGCAAAAGUCGGAUGGACUCUUCACGGCUCCCACUGCUACAAGAAGAUGGCGCCAACCAACGGUUGGCUGGGCGCUCGUUACGACUGCCUCUGGGAGGGCGGCGACCUUGUUUCCAUCACCUCCAAGGACGAGGAUGACUUUGUGAAGAGGCAAAUGGGCGACAAGCCGUUCUGGAUCGGACUCUCCAAUCUGAAGUGCGACGAGGACUGGUGUUGGUUUUUUGAAGCGGGAGAAAAGGAGCUGACGUGGUCCAACACCAGUAUGACGCCGGACUACACCAACUGGGACCCGCGUCAAGAUGAACGCUCCAACGUUGCUUCCUGCGUGUACGUCAACCAAGGUGUGAUCCCCUACAGUCAGCCUGGCAAGUGGAGACAUGGAUCGUGCGGAUCCUCCUUGGCAUAUAUGUGCAAGUGGUCGCCCGAUGCUUCUUUCUGCGACCCUGGCGAGUUCCUGUACAAGGACUCGUGUUACCAUUUUGAGGGGACACAUACAAACUGGGAAGCGGCUGAGAAUUUGUGCAAAGGCAAGAAAGCGAGCGCCAAGACAAACUGA
Messenger RNA from Syngnathus acus (greater pipefish), 1563 nucleotides. Its product is annotated as secretory phospholipase A2 receptor-like. The record is from RefSeq and is a predicted model, not a curated record. Gene Ontology annotation, molecular function: signaling receptor activity. The coding region runs from base 1 to 1563 and encodes 520 amino acids. NCBI's taxonomy places the organism in Eukaryota, Metazoa, Chordata, Actinopteri, Syngnathiformes, Syngnathidae. The transcript has 14 exons.